AUGAUCACCACGGCCGACGGCACCGCUGCAAAUGGCGAUGGUAUCAAGGAGGGCAACAAGAGCGGCUCCGCAACCACGAAUCACUUCCGUAGCCUUUCCAUGGAGAGUCUUAUAGGAAAGCUCCAGGACACCAUGACCAACACCUCAAGUUCGGAGUUCAACAGCACCGAGAUGAAGAAGAUUCUGGCGAACAAGAAGCUCGUAGAAAUGGCAGAAACAGAUUCAAAGAGAAUCAAGAGGAUUUUGGCGAACAGGCAAUCAGCAGCUCGAUCGAAGGAGAAGAAGCUGAGGUUCAUCUCAGAAUUAGAGAACAAGUUGCAAGCGUUGCAGACUGAAGCAACUAUACUAUCUGAGCAAUUGAACACGCUGCAGGCAUGA
Molecule: messenger RNA, 378 nt
Organism: Zingiber officinale
Lineage: Eukaryota; Viridiplantae; Streptophyta; Magnoliopsida; Zingiberales; Zingiberaceae
Product: bZIP transcription factor 29-like
Exons: 2
Coding region: 1-378 (125 amino acids)
Biological process (GO): regulation of DNA-templated transcription
Cellular component (GO): nucleus
Molecular function (GO): DNA-binding transcription factor activity
Source: RefSeq, a predicted model, not a curated record